GAGAAAGAAAAAACAAAACACCUACGACAAUCCCGUGAGGAAAAAAAAAGAACAAAGAAAAGAGAAAAAAAAAAACAAACAUCAUCAGCCCUUCGGAAUCAUGACUCCCAUCGACAUGGCGGCCGAGAUGGACAGGACCCUCCUUCCACACCGCCUCAAGCAGCUCGCAGAAACCGAGCCGGACCGGAUAUGGGCGUCCUGCGCCGUCAGCCAGGACGUGGCCAAGGACGGGUUCCGAGACUUUACGCUGGCGCAGUACGCGAGAGCCGUGGACCGCAUGUCGUGGCACAUGGAGGCGGCGCUGGGCGGCAAGAGCGGCACGUUCGAGACGGUCAUGUACUUUGGGCUGCCCGACGUGCGGUACGGCAUCGUGCUGAUGGCGGCCAUCAACACGGGCUACAAGGUCAUGUUCUGCUCGCACUUCAACAGCGCCUACUUCAACCAGAGCCUUUGCGAGCGCACCGGCUGCGGCGCCGUGCUGCACUCGGAGGGCGUCGCCCCCACCGUCGACGCGCUGCUGGAGGCCCUCCCCUCGGUGCGGGCGGUCCCGGUUCCGGGCCUGGCCGAGCUCGUGGACCUCGGCGGGGAGGAUCCCGUGCCGCCGUACCCCUACGACAAAAACUUUGACGACGGCAUCGACGACCCCAUGUUCGUGACCCACACCUCGGGCACAACCGGCCUGCCCAAGCCCGUCGUCAUGACCCAGAGGUCGCUCAUCAUCGCCAGCGCCUGGACAAAGGUGCCGGACCUGGACGGCAGGCCGCCCGUGGCCAAGGUGAUGGAGGAGGGCCGCCGCUGCUUCCUGGGGUUCCCGCUCUUCCAGUUCUCGGGCGUGGCCAUGGGGCUGUGGGAGGUGUUCUACCGGGGCAAGACGCUGGUGCUGCCGUGCGACCAGCCCGGCUGGGCGCCGCCGGCGACGCUGGAGCAGAUCCUGGAGCACGGCAACCUCGACUGCUUCGUCGGCAUCCCCUACUACCUGGAGCUGAUGGCCAAGUCGCCGCGCAUGAUGAAGGUGGUGGGCACGCGCCUCCGGUACAUUCUCUACGGCGGCGCGGCGCUCAACCCGGCCACGGGCGACCUGCUGGCGGCGCGGUGCCGCCACUUCUUCAGCUGCUUCGGGUCGACCGAGAGCGGCGUGGCCUUCACGCACCUCAUCGGGCGCGAGGACUGGGCCUGGUUCUGCUUCAACGAGGAGCAGAGCGGGAUCCGGUGGGAGCCGCAGGAGCGGCUGGCGCACGGCGACGUCGUCGACGUCGACGGUGGGGUGCACGAGCUGACGUACGUCAGGAACGACGUGGUGGCGCGGUCACAACCCAUCUUCUGGCACGUGGCCGACGGCGGCGACACGAUCCGCACGGCCGACCUCUUCGUCAAGCACCCGACCAAGGAGCACCUGUGGCGGUACUACGCGCGCAAGGACGACAUGGUGGUGACCAAGUACGGCUGGAACAUCAACCCGGUCAUGGUGGAGGGCGAGAUCGCGCAGCACCCAGCCGUCAGGCGCGUGCUGGUGGGCGGGGCUGGCAGGGAGGCCAUCUUUGCCAUCGUGGAGCUCGGCGAGGACGACGGCAGCCGAGGCGGCGGGGGCGAGGAGGAGGCGCUCGGGCGCGUCUGGGCGUCGAUCGGGGCCCAGGCCAACGCCAAGCUCGACAAAAUCGCGCAGCUGGCCAGGGAGCGCAUCAUCCUGGCCGAUGCCAAGAACAAGCCCAUCCCGCUCACGCCCAAGGGCAACGUGCUGAGGGCCCAGGCCCUGAAGCUGUACGCGAGGGAGAUAGAGGAAAUGUACGCGCGGGCGGGCGGGGCAUAGGCGUGUCAGGGAAGCCGAUAUGUGCCAGCUGUAUUGUAACCUGGGUACCUUGGAUACCUGAUCCC
Molecule: messenger RNA, 1872 nt
Organism: Gaeumannomyces tritici R3-111a-1
Lineage: Eukaryota; Fungi; Ascomycota; Sordariomycetes; Magnaporthales; Magnaporthaceae
Exons: 1
Coding region: 101-1807 (568 amino acids)
Source: RefSeq, a predicted model, not a curated record